UGCCAUUUUACCACAAUGCAUGAUGGAGCCGAAGACUCCGUUUUUGGAAUCCCGACAAGACUGCUUAAGGAAAAGAAAGACACUGAUAAAGAUGCAAGUGAAGGGAAGAAGAAAUUGUCCAGCUGGCUGAACAAAAGUAUGAAGGUCAAAAUGACAGAUGGAAGAACUCUUAUUGGUGUGUUCCUGUGCACAGACAGGGAAAGAAAUGUCAUUCUCGGAGGUUGUGAAGAGUACCUUAAACCACUAGAGGGUAAUGAAAAAGAGGAGCCGCGUAUAUUGGGAUUAGCCAUGAUUCCAGGUCACCAUAUUGUCAGCAUCUCGAUUGAUAAGUCACAACUUCAGGACUCAGAAUUUCAGUGAAGGGACAGAGAAAGUUAUCACUGGAGUGGCUCUAUCAAAUGUGGCUUCAUGUCAGUGGAAGAAGGAUCAAUAUAAGAACAUAAGAGCCAAUGUUGUAAUAAUAUCACCAGAAAAGGACUUUGCAGAAAACAAUCCAAACUGCUUCCAUGUUAUGCAAUAUUAGAUUAUCUUAACAUUUAAACAUGUAUUAUUGUUAUACUCUGUUGUUGAUAUUUCAUUGUUAUUGUAAUGAAUUGUAUACAUCCAUAUUUCUAUAAUGAAUUGGACAACAAUAAAACGAUUAAAAGAAACUCUC
Molecule: messenger RNA, 655 nt
Organism: Magallana angulata
Lineage: Eukaryota; Metazoa; Mollusca; Bivalvia; Ostreida; Ostreidae
Product: N-alpha-acetyltransferase 38, NatC auxiliary subunit-like
Exons: 4
Coding region: 16-360 (114 amino acids)
Cellular component (GO): NatC complex
Molecular function (GO): RNA binding
Source: RefSeq, a predicted model, not a curated record